Molecule: messenger RNA, 243 nt
Organism: Prunus armeniaca (apricot)
Lineage: Eukaryota; Viridiplantae; Streptophyta; Magnoliopsida; Rosales; Rosaceae
Source: the annotation of a GenBank genome assembly
AUGUUACAUAUUGGCUCUGUGGAUGUGCUUGAAAUAGUUGCAGUUCGUACAAAGCCUCUAAAGAUUGACCAUAACUCCGUCAAGGAAUAUAAACAUAUGUUUACCUUUGUCCUUGGGAUCUACACUCUUGCUGUUUCAGAGGCUUUAUCAGAAAAUUGCAAGCUUGCUUACAGUAAGAAGGGCCCUACUCCUAGGCCAAUUAAUGAUGAAGCGGCAAAAGAUGAGUUGGAGAAACUUGAGUAG